Messenger RNA from Arachis ipaensis, 594 nucleotides. NCBI's taxonomy places the organism in Eukaryota, Viridiplantae, Streptophyta, Magnoliopsida, Fabales, Fabaceae. The record is from RefSeq and is a predicted model, not a curated record.
AUGAAUCAUGAUAGGCCUUUGACAUUAGCUGCUUUCUUGAAAGUUAAUCCACCGAAGUUCAAGGGUACGACUGUAGCAACUGAAGCUGAUAAUUGGUUCCGAGGCAUAGAAAGGUCCUUGAGGGCACAGCAUGUCCCGGAAGAACAGUAUGUAGAAUUUGCUACUUAUAUGUUGGAAGGGGAUGCUCAGCACUGGUGGCAGGGCAUUCAACGUUUACUACAGCAAGAUGAGGGUAAUAUUUUGUGGGAUAUUUUUAAAGAAGAGUUCUAUAAGAAGUACUUUCCUAGAGCUACUCGUGAGGCAAAGGAGAUGGAGUUGAUGCAGUUAAAACAGGGAAGUAUGUCUGUUGCUGAGUAUACAAGGAAGUUUGAAGAUUUAUGUCAUUUUUCCAAGGUUUGUCAAGGGAAUCCAACAGAUUUCGAAGAGUGGAAAUGUUUGAAAUUUGAAGGAGGACUCCGUGAAGAUUUGUUGAACUCAGUGGUUCCAUUGGAAAUACAGAAUUUUGUGGAGUUGGUUAAUAAGAGUCAGCUAGUAGAGGACUGUGCUAAGAAGAUAGCUGCAGCUCGGAUGAAUCGCCCAGGAUCUUCUUUUUAG